Molecule: messenger RNA, 1668 nt
Organism: Penicillium bovifimosum
Lineage: Eukaryota; Fungi; Ascomycota; Eurotiomycetes; Eurotiales; Aspergillaceae
Product: putative nonsense-mediated mRNA decay protein Upf3
Exons: 2
Coding region: 1-1668 (555 amino acids)
Biological process (GO): positive regulation of translation; nuclear-transcribed mRNA catabolic process, nonsense-mediated decay
Cellular component (GO): nucleolus; cytoplasm
Molecular function (GO): mRNA binding
Source: RefSeq, a predicted model, not a curated record
AUGACACAGUCUGGCAAGUCCACAGCCGGUCUGCUCCCAAUCCCAGCAGCAGCUACGCAGAAGUCGGGCUCUGGGCCGCCCGCAAAGAAAGCACCUAAACCUCCCGCUCCUCGUCUAAAACUUCUUAUUCGACGUUUGCCACCUGGGCUUACACAGGCUGAGCUGGAGAACGCCCUUGGGGAUCAGUGGAAAGUCGGUGCAGGGAAAGUGGACUGGCUUCAGUACAGGCCUGGCAAGGUGUCAAAAGACCCCAACAAGCCAUCUCGCCCGUCACGAGCAUAUCUUCAUGUUGUCUCCAUCGAAUGUGUCUCUUCGCUCUCCGAUACCGUACGCCAGGCUUCUUUUCAAGACACCCGUAACACGAUUAAUGACCCUAUCUUGCUGGGACCUCCAUCAUUGGAGUUUGCGCCCUAUGCCAAGACCCCUGGAAGCCGUUCGCGCAAGGAUGCUCGGCAGGGCACCAUUGAUCAAGACCCAGACUUCAUUGCAUUUUUGGAAAGCCUGACUCAGCCCAUCACAAGGCCGGCGGCUGUGGAUUCGACGGCUGAUGGCGAAGAUAAGAAAAAAGAAGCCGUAAUGACUACUCCGCUGGUGCAGUUCAUCAAAGACAAGAAAGCCAGCAAGGCAAAGGACGGGGCUGCAUCCAAGUCCAAGCAUGGUCGGUCGGAUAAGGAAUCGAAGCAGGAGAAGGUUCAAGCGAAGAAACUGUUGCAACGUGGCGAUAAGGAAGACACGGUAACUUCCACAGAGAAGAAAGCCAAGGGAGAAAGGACAGGUAAAGAGUCUGGAAAGACAAGCAAGCAAGCAGCGGCUGCCAAUGCGAAGGGAGGAAAGUCGGCUACCACGACAACUUCUACGAAGGAAGUAACCGCCGCUCCGGAGCGUAAAAGGGAGCGCGGAAGUGUCGCGGCGGCCACCAAAAUUCUUCAACGAGAUCUUGGACUCACUCCAUCUGGCGGGCGGCGACGCGGAAAAGGCGGUUUGACUGAUACUGCAACCCCCAAAAACGAAGGCUCUCGUGAUUCGUCUGUUCUUCCAGCUGAGGUGCCGAAGCGAGACACAGCCAAACAGCCCAAAGGUUCUAUGUCUACAAGUGGUGCUACGAAAGUCAAAGACGGCGAGUCAUCUUCACGAGUCGAUACAGCUCCUGCGCCGCCUACAAAACCACCAGCCAAGUCUACUAGAGGUGGCAAAGCGAAGGCCCCAUCCACUGCUAAACAAGCAUUUCUCAAGCAUGCGAACCCAUCACAGGGUGUGACGGAGGCACUUCUAGAAUCUGCAUUCGCCUCAUUCGGGACAGUCACCAAGGUGGAGAUCGACAAGAAGAAGGGAUUCGGAUAUGUGGACUUUGCUGAGCCGGAGGGUCUUCGCAAAGCCGUCGCUGCUAGCCCCGUAUCGGUGGCGCGGAGCCAAGUGGUUGUAUUGGAGCGCAAAGAAAGCCCGGGGAUUGAAAAGUCCCGCAAAGGCCGCGAGGCCUCAGGUGCCAACAAGGCCAAAGCAGCGACUGAAGCAGCCACCGGCGCUGCGGGGGCUGUGGGGACUGGCAACAAUGCUGCAGGAAACGCUGGCUCCUCGCGCGGAUCUCGUGGAGGACGUGGAUCUCGGCAUAAGGGGCCGAAGGGAGGUGCUGGCGCUUCUGAAAAGAACGGAGGUGCCGAGGCGAAGUGA